AUGGAUAUGGCCUGUUUAAAAAUGUGGAUUUUAAGACCACCACUCAUCAGAUAUUUCUUUUUCAAUUUACACUGUUUAAAAAAUAUGAGAAAACCAAAAAAACCUGGUAUCGAAAAAAAACAAACAAAAUCUGAUUCUACAUUUUUUUCACUAUUAUUUUGUGUUAAGCAAAUAUUCAAAUUUUAUAAGAUUACAUUAAGUUCAACAUUAAGAUUAGUUCAGUUAAUAAUACUUGAGAAAAAAAAAGAUAAGAUGAUAGCAGAUAAUCAAAAUGUAUCAGUAGAUAUCAAUUCGUUGCAACAGCAACAACAACAGCAACAGAGUGAACAGCAACAACAACAACAACAACAACCACAGACACAAAGCAAACCAACCUAUAGACCAUCUGACCCACCAAGAUCGAUCAUUAUGUUUGAUGGUGUCUGCAAUGUCUGCGAUGGUUUCGUUCAGUUUGUAUACCCAAGAGACACCAAGAAGCGAUUCUCAUACCAGGCACUGCAAACCGCCAAAGGUAUCGAGAUCCUCAAUUACUACGGUAUACCUGCCGAUCUCUCAACCAUUGUCCUCAUCGAAGAGGAAACCGGUAAACACUAUACCAAAUCAACAGCUGUACUAAGAAUUCUUUAUUAUCUUCAAAAUCCAUAUCCUUUAAUGUAUUCAUUUUAUUAUAUGCCAACAUUCUUGCGUGAUUUUUGCUACGGUCAGUUUGCAAAGUACAGAUAUCUUGUUAUGGGUAAGAAGGAUACAUGUAUGAUUCACCCAGGUUUGAAAGAUCGUUUCGUCGAUUGGAGAAGUCCAAUCCUUGAAGAACUCGAACCAGAUGAAACCAAAGAAAUUGCUCUAAAUAAUGGAGUCGCUCUAACACCACCAAUGGGUUGGAACACCUGGAAUCACUUUGGUUGUGAGACUUCACAGAUCAAUGCUACUUUGAUCAUUGAGACCGCUAUGGCUAUGGUAACCAGUGGUAUGGCCGCCGUCGGUUACGAAUAUGUCAACCUCGACGAUUGUUGGCUCGCCAAGGAGCGUGACGCCCAAGGUCGUCUCCAAGCAGAUCCAAUCCGUUUCCCCGAUGGUAUUGCACCUUUGGCUGCCUACGUUCACUCACUCGGCUUGAAGAUGGGUAUCUACGGAGACGUCGGAAAUCAAACAUGCGCUGGAUUCCCAGGCUCAGAAAACUAUUUGGCACUGGACGCCAAGACCUACGCCUCGUGGGGAAUCGACUAUGUAAAGAUGGACGGAUGCAAUUUCCCAGUCGACGAAAUGAAGGAGAUCUACACUGACUUGUCGCAAUACCUCAAUGCCACAGGACGUCCAAUGGUCUACAGUUGCAGUUGGCCAGCCUACGCCCAAGGUGAAUAUGUCAACUUCACCUAUGUCGGUGAGAUCUGCAAUCUCUGGAGAGAAUUCGACGAUAUCAACGAUAAUUUCGACACCUGGACUGCCAUCCUCGAUCAGAUGAUGUCUACCGGUCGUGCUCCAUUCGCAGGUCCAGGAAACUGGAAUGAUCCAGAUAUGUUGGAAAUCGGAAACGGUGGACAAACCACUACCGAAUACACCUCUUUCUUCUCACUCUGGUCGAUUAUCGCCGCUCCAUUGAUUGCUGGAAACGAUCUCCGUUUCAUGUCACAAGACACCAUCGAUAUUCUAACAAACUCUGAGGUUAUCCAAGUCGAUCAAGAUCCAUUGGGUAUCCAAGGUACCAGAAUUUUCCAACAAAACGGUAACGAAAUCUGGUCGAGACAAUUGGUCGGUGGAAACACUGCCGUCGUUCUCUUCAACAGAGGAUCAUCUACCUCGACCAUCACUUUGACCUCACAACUUCUCAACAUUCCAUCGACCACCAAAUUAUUGACAAGAGAUCUCUGGCAACAUAAAUCCGCCGGUAUCUUCCAAGGUUCAAUGAGUUUCAGUGUACCAUCACAUGGAUGUGUUAUGUUGAAGCUUUCUCCACAAUAA
Molecule: messenger RNA, 1956 nt
Organism: Heterostelium album PN500
Lineage: Eukaryota; Evosea; Eumycetozoa; Acytosteliales; Acytosteliaceae
Product: putative alpha-N-acetylgalactosaminidase
Exons: 5
Coding region: 1-1956 (651 amino acids)
Biological process (GO): oligosaccharide metabolic process; glycoside catabolic process; glycosylceramide catabolic process
Cellular component (GO): cytoplasm
Molecular function (GO): protein-disulfide reductase activity; alpha-galactosidase activity
Source: RefSeq, a predicted model, not a curated record